AUGGAUUUCAUAAAGAGUAGUCAAUCAAUUUUAGAUGAAAAGCGCGACUUAUAUUUUGAUUCAAUAUUAAAACACAAUGAUUCGCAGGACACGCAGGAUACAUCAACAGACACCUCAACUACACCUUCACUGCCUAGUAAUCCACUCCACUAUGGCUCUGAACUUUCUCAAUCUAUUGACUUCUUUGGUAAACUCAAAUUCAAAUUCGUUGAACAACAAACAAAGGAGAAUUUUCUAAAAUCAAUUUUGUCCUCACAACCACCACUCAUCACUCCAGAAGAUAAUAGCACAUUGGAAGAUUCAAAUAAGAAUGACAAGUUGUCUUUAAAACAGGCUAAACAAGAAGCAGAUGAUAAGACCAUCAAACUCAACCAACUCGUUGACUUUGUUGACAAUCAACACUCUCUUUACACCCAAGACAUUUCCACAACAACAACUCUCCUUAAUGAUAUUCAACAAAUUCAAUUGGAGUUGGCUAAGUUACGCGCUACUCACCCACCAGAACAACGCCUCACUCCUUCUGUCGCACAAGAAAUCCUCGAUGAUCAAAUCAUUGAAAUGCAAAAUUUAUCCGAUAUCAAACAAAAUCAAUCCAUAGAACGUUCUAAUCUAACACAGCAAAUCAAAUCCCUUUCCACACAAGAUGAACGCUUACAAUCUGACUUAUCCGCCGCUAAAAGAAUGGGAAUUGAUGCAAAACGCGCAAAGGAGCAUGUCCAAGAUGGCAUUGAAGAUUUAAAUAGCUGGUUAGACACUGCAACCAAGGUCUAUUCAAGUCUCAUUGGUAUCCUCGACGUACACACACCCGAACCUGCUACUCUGCAGAUUGACUAUGAUGCCCGCAAAAAUCUAGAUGGAAAGUUUAACCCAGAAACACACCCUAAAUGUACCCUCAAACUACAUUUCAAUCCACAAUCUAGGAGAUUUAUAAGUGCACAGCUAAUCAACCCUCCACCCUCCAUCAACCUAGACGAUGUCAUACAAGCUGCAGAACUUCACGCUUCUCCUCCCCGACUCAUCCAACAUCUAUUACAUAGACUAAGAACGCAGUGA
This is a messenger RNA of Wallemia ichthyophaga EXF-994, 1053 nucleotides long. RefSeq lists its product as uncharacterized. Bases 1 to 1053 code for a protein of 350 amino acids. The transcript has a single exon. Lineage: Eukaryota; Fungi; Basidiomycota; Wallemiomycetes; Wallemiales; Wallemiaceae. Gene Ontology annotation, cellular component: kinetochore. The record is from RefSeq and is a predicted model, not a curated record. Gene Ontology annotation, biological process: kinetochore assembly; attachment of mitotic spindle microtubules to kinetochore; protein localization to kinetochore.